Molecule: messenger RNA, 1619 nt
Organism: Colletes gigas
Lineage: Eukaryota; Metazoa; Arthropoda; Insecta; Hymenoptera; Colletidae
Gene: Sin1
Product: target of rapamycin complex 2 subunit MAPKAP1
Exons: 7
Coding region: 159-1529 (456 amino acids)
Biological process (GO): TORC2 signaling
Cellular component (GO): plasma membrane; cytoplasm; TORC2 complex
Molecular function (GO): phosphatidylinositol-4,5-bisphosphate binding
Source: RefSeq, a predicted model, not a curated record
AAGUUCGUCGUUACUAAUGUCGCCGUCGAUGCACUCAAUUAUGUCAAAUCUGGCCGCACUGAUAAGACCACAUAAGACUGAAGAGACCUCGUCUAGACAAUAGAGGACGAAUUUUCCAAAGAAUUUUUCUACGGUUUAAGAACAGCCAAAUAAAAGCGAUGGCGUUUUAUGACAAUGAACAUUGGCUCCUGUCGCACAUCCGAGACAGUUUUUUACUGACCGACAAUACAGGUCAGUGCGAAGUAGUCAUGGUCGGAGAAGAUAUUCCUAAACAACUGAAAUCGAAUGGAAUGCUGCAGUGUUACCCUGAUAUGGAAGAAAGCGACGACGAGGAUCUAGAUGCCCUUGUCGAAUCGUAUGACAUACAAAUGGAUAUGGAAUACAGUCACAGGGAACGUUCGAAUACUGCUAAAAGAUUAGAGAAAAUGGACCUUGAAAGGAAAAAAGCUGCCAAAGUGAACGUAAAGUGGAAAACUAAUCCUGCCAUAUCCCUUAGCCAACAGUCAGAAUUAUUUCAAAGAAAAGACUUUCGUAAAAAGACUGGUCAAACUAAAAAGUAUUCUCUUUUAUCCGAACAACUACAGAAGUGUCCAAAUAUACCGCAAAAUCUGUUCAUAGAGUAUGCUAAAUUUGACGGUAGCACGCAAGUAGAUAUUCCUAUCAGAAAGUACAGGAUUUUUAUGUGUAUGUUACCCAAAGAGCAGAGAAUGUAUCCUCUUCAAAUAGUUGUAAUUGUUACUGCAAAAGUAUUGGAUUUCAUUGGCUUGAUUUGCUACAAAUACGCGAUCGAACAUCCGGAUCAUUCCCUGAAAGAAGAUAUCACAAGAUACGGGUUAUACUUCACCGAGGACGACGGUGAAGUUGAUUGGGAUUUGCCUUGCUUAGAUCCAAGGGAAACAAUUUCCAAAUUCGAGUUUACGACGCUAGGUCUAACGGAAAUGAAACCAAGCGACAGAGCACGAUAUAAUAUGAUUACACGCGUAGAAAUAAAAGAUGAGGUGGAUUAUCUAGAGGGUAAAAAUAAAGAACAGGAAGAAGUUGCAGAGGAUUUAGCAAAAAUGGAAGGCCAUACAACUGCCAUGGAAGCCCCAUUGUACCAAUCAUAUAGGGUGUACAUAAUUAACAAAGUCAGAGCAAAGACUGAAAUUUACAUAGGAAUAUCUGGUGAAAAAAUUGAAAUCAAUCCGAUAAUAACAGGAAAGGGUGCUGGACGUUUUUGGAACAGGCAACGAGCUGUUAGUUAUCAAAUAGACAAUAUUGCCUGGUGCGAGAUAACGGAAACAAAGGGAUCGAAAACAAUUUUUACAUUAAUUUAUACUCCACAUUCUUCUUCUUCCGAAAAUAGUUUAGUAUCGUCCGGCGGACAAUUCAAAAAUCACGAGUUCGAGGCUGAUUCGUUAACUGCCGAAGAGAUCGUUACAAAAAUAAAUCACAUACUCGAGUUACAUAGUAGCACGUCGAGAAAAGAAUACUUGUCUCAAAAAGAAAGAAAAGCUACAAGACGUAAGAGUUUUCACUUGCACAGAUGACAACUCUAUUGGUUUCUGUAUUCCAUUUUAAAUUAUUUAAAACAUUAGCAAUCAGAAUUUGAAACGAAUGGUUGCCUUGAUACAAAUAUA